Molecule: messenger RNA, 1510 nt
Organism: Oryza brachyantha (malo sina)
Lineage: Eukaryota; Viridiplantae; Streptophyta; Magnoliopsida; Poales; Poaceae
Product: acyl transferase 15-like
Exons: 1
Coding region: 47-1351 (434 amino acids)
Source: RefSeq, a predicted model, not a curated record
UAUAAGUAGUGUCAACAUUACACACUUGUCAGUAGACUUGUUACAAAUGAAGAACGCGGUGACCAAGUCCUCGCCGGAGGUUGUCACCCCGUCGACCAAGCCGUCGCCGGCGGCGGCGCUGGCCGGCGACAUCAGCCUCUCCUCCUUCGACAAGGCUCUCGCCUUCGCUCCGUUCACGUCGUUCCACGUCUUCAAAAAUGCGAUCGCCGAGCCGGCCAUGACGAUCAAGAGGGCUCUGUCCCAAGCUCUGGUCUACUACUACCCCAUCGCCGGCCGAGCUGUCGGAGCUGCCGGCGACGACGGGGACCGGCAGCUCCGUGUCUCGUGCACCGGCGAGGGCGUGGCCUUCGUUGCCGCGACGGCGAGCUGCGCUCUCGAGGACGUGAGAAUGUUCGACCGGCCGUUCGCGGCGAUGCUGAAGGAGCUCGCCGUCGAGUACGGCGCGGAGGGUUGCGGCGAGGGCGACCCGCUCCUGCUCAUGCAGGUGACGGAGUUCGCCUGCGGUGGUUUCGUCGUCGGGGUCACGUGGAACCACGUCAUCGCCGACGGCGCGGGGAUCGCCCAGUUCCUGCAGGCCGUCGGCGACCUCGCGCGCGGGCUGCCCCGGCCGUGCGUCCUGCCGGUGAGCUGCGGCGAUGACUCCCUCCCGGAGCUGCCGCCGCUGGUCGCCGCCAUCGAGAAGACGAUGAUGACCCUGGAGAACAAGGCGUUCGCGUACCUUGACGUCACCGUCCCUUCCACCCUGAUCGGACGCGUCAAGGCGGAGGUCGCCGGAGACGCGGACUACAGCGGCGAGCCGUGCACCACGUUCGAGGCCGUCACCGCCGUGCUCUGGCGGAGCCGCACGCGCGCGGUCGUCCCCGACCGCGACGCACCCGCGCCGCUGGUCUUCGCGGCCAACGUGCGCAAGUACGUCGGCGCCAAGGAGGGGUACUACGGCAACUGCGUCACCUCGCAGGUGACCGUGCCGACGAGCGGCGAGGUGGCGAACGGCGACCUCAAGGACGUGGUGAGGCUGAUCCGGCGAGCCAAGGAGCAGAUACCGCUGCAGUUCGAGAACGCCGCCAUGAACGGGGCCGGGGCACGCAUGGAGCAGCAGGAGAUCAUGGGCGUGCUGUUCGGGUACGACGCGUUCUACGUGGCGAGCUGGAGGAACAUCGGGUUCGAGGCGCCGGACAUGGGCGGCGGGAGGGCGGCGCGGGUGAUGUGCCACGUGGAGCCGGCGGCCGUGCCGAGCUGCGUGGCGUGCCUGCCGCGGGAGGAAGCCGCCGGCGGCGCAAGCGUUCUGUCGCUCUGCGUCAGGGAGGAGCACGUCGACGCGUUCCUCGCAGAAUUGUCAAGCCUUGGCUGAAUUACUACUACUUUUUUCUUCUUCUUUUUGGUUUUUUAUUUCCACUUCCAAAAUAUAAUUCCUACUUGCAACUAUACGUGACAUUAUAAUAAACUACAUCAACGAUUGCUGGCAGUGUUCUAUUUAUUUGAAGGCUCCACGAGAUACUUACAAUCUGCU